UUCGCCUCCUCCUCCUCUGUCAGCCCGGGUUUGGUGGUUGUGGUGGUGUUUCGUAAUCUACCGUCUCUCUUUCUCUCCUUCCUUUUCCUUUUCCCCGCUCAUAAUGGCAGCCGUCAGGACUCUCAGGAAACUGUGCCAACACUCCCAGCAUCAAGUCUGUAAGCUGCACACGUCCGCCUCGAGACAGGAGGCGGUGGUCAUCUCAGGAAAGAAGCUAGCACGGCAGAUUCGGGAGGAGGCCCGGGCUGACGUGGAGAAAUGGGUUAUCGCCGGCCACAGGAGACCCCAUCUCAGUGUGGUUCUGGUGGGAGACAACCCAGCCAGUCACUCCUACGUCCUGAAUAAGACACGAGCGGCAGCUGAUGUUGGAAUCUCUAGUGAGACAAUUCUCAAGCAUUCAGACAUCAGUGAGGAGGAGUUAUUGGACUUGAUCUAUAAACUCAACACAGACCAUCGUGUAGACGGCCUGCUGGUCCAGCUGCCUUUGCCAGACCACAUUGAUGAGCGUGCAAUCUGUAACGCAGUUGCCCCUACCAAGGACGUGGACGGCUUCCACGUAGUUAAUGUGGGCCGUAUGUGCCUGGAUCAGUCCACCAUGCUUCCUGCCACUCCCUGGGGAGUGAUGGAAAUCAUUAAACGCACAGGUAUUCCUACUCUUGGGAAGAAUGUUGUGGUUGCAGGACGCUCCAAGAAUGUGGGCAUGCCCAUCGCCAUGUUACUGCACACAGACGGCCGCCAUGAAAGGCCUGGAGGUGAUGCCACAGUGACCAUUUCUCACCGUUACACUCCUAAGGAGAAACUUCGCCAGCACACUAAAAUCGCUGAUAUCAUUGUGGCUGCUGCAGGAAUUCCAAACCUAAUCACUGCUGACAUGAUCAAAGAGGGAGCAGCCGUGAUCGACGUCGGGAUAAACCGAGUGCAGGACCCGGUCACUGGGAAGCACAGGCUGGUUGGAGAUGUGGAUUUUGAAGGCGUGAGACAGAAGGCGGGCUUCAUCACCCCUGUACCUGGAGGUGUGGGACCCAUGACUGUGGCCAUGCUUAUGAAAAACACCAUCAAAGCCGCUAAGAACGUUCUGCUGUAUCCCCCAGAGAGGAUCCGCAUGGCGGCUGCGUCCUAAUGGGGCGAAGAAAAUCCCAGCAACGGUGACACAUUCCGGCUCCCGCACACCGCCACCCCACCCGCCCUCAACACCGCCACCCCUCUCAUUUUUUACUUGGAGCAACCUGAAGAGCUCCCCUUGCACACGGACUGGAAAGAUGAUAGCUUUAAUGCUCUCUUCCUGGUGACAUCUUUAACCUUCCCUAACUUCAAGUCCAGCCAUGUUCUCGACUGUUACAUUCACUCAUGCAGCUGUGUGUUUUUAUGUAACAGAUAUUUGCAGUAUUUAUCAGUUUUAAGGAAUCUUGAAAGAUUGUUUUUAUUUAUUGCUACAGUGACAUAAUAUUUAAACCUGAAUGGAGGCAGGUCACAGUAUUAAACUAAGCUGGAAAGCAGUUGAUGCAGAAGAAUUGAAGCCUGUCGGUUGCAUUUCUCUGCGUUAGUUUAGCCUUAUGUACCAAGAGUGAUAAGGGCUAACAUCAUCAGGAACAAGUAUGUUUUAUCAAUAUACAAGCUUUAAAGAUUCACAAUUGCCUUUGUAAAAACUUUGAAAUAAAUAUUACAAAUAUG
This is a messenger RNA of Dicentrarchus labrax (European seabass), 1671 nucleotides long. It is a transcript of the gene mthfd2, whose product is annotated as methylenetetrahydrofolate dehydrogenase (NADP+ dependent) 2, methenyltetrahydrofolate cyclohydrolase. The record is from RefSeq and is a predicted model, not a curated record. The coding region runs from base 104 to 1120 and encodes 338 amino acids. Gene Ontology annotation, biological process: tetrahydrofolate interconversion. The transcript is spliced from 8 exons. NCBI's taxonomy places the organism in Eukaryota, Metazoa, Chordata, Actinopteri, Moronidae. Gene Ontology annotation, cellular component: mitochondrion. Gene Ontology annotation, molecular function: methenyltetrahydrofolate cyclohydrolase activity; methylenetetrahydrofolate dehydrogenase (NAD+) activity; methylenetetrahydrofolate dehydrogenase (NADP+) activity.